This is a messenger RNA of Psilocybe cubensis, 525 nucleotides long. RefSeq lists its product as uncharacterized. The transcript is spliced from 4 exons. The record is from RefSeq and is a predicted model, not a curated record. Lineage: Eukaryota; Fungi; Basidiomycota; Agaricomycetes; Agaricales; Agrocybaceae. Bases 1 to 525 code for a protein of 174 amino acids.
AUGUCUUCCAGUCUCUCUCCCAAGAAGUUUGCUCUGUUUCUUUUGGCUUUUGCAGGAUCGGCGGUCUCACAGACCACCAUUCCCGAUGCACAGUACACGAUUGUGAACAAUUGCCCGGGCACAGUGGCCCUCCGCACCGGUGGACAAAGCGACGGGACACUGGCUGCUGGAGAGAGCGUGACCAAGACACUACCAACAAACAACGCGGGCCCCUUCGUCGUUACCACUCCAGGCCAGAGCGACAUUUCCGGCCUCGAGGCCGGGUUCCAAUUCCCUAGCACUUACUAUAUUGCCAAGUUGCCAUUCCCACAACGCAGUGUCACUGCUGGAAUCAGCAUCACCCCCAGCGCGCCUAGUAACAACGGAUUCUGCGAUGUAGCUCGCUGCGAUGAUGCAGACUGCACCGACGCAUUGCCCCAGCCUCCAACAGGCAUCGUUAACACUACACCCCCAGGCCACUCCUGCCCGGUUUCCGGAGUCUCUUAUACUGUAACAUUCUGCCCUUCCGGUGCUUUCUCCUCGUAA